Messenger RNA from Rotaria socialis, 636 nucleotides. The record is from the annotation of a GenBank genome assembly. NCBI's taxonomy places the organism in Eukaryota, Metazoa, Rotifera, Eurotatoria, Philodinida, Philodinidae.
AUGGCAAAAGAUUGGCCAAAGAUUGAAGGCGUGUACACGUCAAUAACGCCGAUAUGUGAAUCAUUGAAAAAAGUGGCUCAUCGAUGCGACCAUGAUUUCGUAUCAAUGAGCUUCAUUCCAAAAACAACUAUCGAAGAAUCGACAUCCAGUCAACAAAGUCAAGAUGAAAUGUCUCCGUCGUAUAUGUAUUCAAUGCUGUUCAAAGAAAUUAUACUAGAAAUCGAUGAAGAUGAUACAAAGUCCAUUAAAAAUUUACUUUUCUACUGCCGCCAUCAUGAUGUACCGGAAUCAGAAUUGAUUAAUUUUCAGAAGGAAUACAGUCACAAAACACCAGUUGAAUGGUAUAGUUGCAACAUGUUUCUUUUUGGCAUGAUUAACCGUGCGUUGUGGUCAUUGGAUAUGGAAACUAUGACCAAAACUGGCUUCUUCAUUCGUAAUCUUCAUCGGCAGCUUGAACAGUUGAAUAGACAACAAGCUUGUACUUUUGAACAGAAAUUUAUGGUCUACCGAGGUCAAGGAUUUACUAAACAGGAAUUUGGAUGUUUGACAAAAGUCAAGGGUGGUCUGUUAGCAUUCAAUAAUUUCUUAUCGACUAGUAAAGAAAAAAAUGUUGCAACAGGAUUUGUCGAAGAAUAA